CUUUAUUCCGUGACUUUAUAUUUUAAAGAAAAUAUGGAUAUAGAAAACUUUACAGAUUAUAACUGCACUUCGGAACAUCUACAAAAAGGGAUUACAAGCAAGAUUCUUAUUUCUCUCACUCUGUCUGUUUUGACUUUGAUGACGACGGCCAUAAAUUCCCUUGUAAUCGCUGCAAUAAUCGUGACGCGGAAACUACAUCACCCCGCCAAUUAUUUAAUAUGCUCCCUAGCCGUUACAGAUUUCCUAGUAGCUAUUUUGGUGAUGCCUUUUAGCAUCAUGUACAUCAUGAAAGAAACGUGGAUUAUGGGCCAAGCAAUAUGUGAUAUUUGGCUGAGUGUAGACAUUACAUGUUGCACAUGCUCCAUAUUGCAUCUUGCGGCUAUUGCUCUUGAUCGUUAUCGAGCAAUCACUGAUGCUGUGGAAUAUGCAAGAAAGAGAACACCUAAGCAUGCUGCAGUCAUGAUUGCUGUGGUGUGGAUCAUUUCUAUAUUUAUUUCAAUGCCUCCUUUAUUUUGGCGCCACCAGGCACUCAACAAAGAAGACGAAUGCAUCAUUAAACAUGACCACAUUGUAUUUACUAUUUAUACUACUUUUGGAGCAUUUUAUAUUCCAUUAGCCCUAAUUUUAAUCCUUUAUUAUAAAAUUUAUAAGGCAGCCAAGACAUUAUAUCACAAAAGGAGUGUUAGCAGAGUGGAAAGAGAACAAAAUGGGCAGGUCCUUUUGGAGACAACUACUACUUUAUGCAUUGCAGAAAAAUCUUUUUCUGACCAUUCCACUGAUUUUGACAAAAUCCACAUCACAGUGCGAAAUGCAAAAGUUGAUAUGAAGCAAGAAAAAGCCUACAGAAAGCAAAAAAUAUCCAGUACAAGAGAACGCAAAGCAGCAACAACUUUAGGACUGAUUUUGGGAGCCUUUGUUAUAUGCUGGCUGCCAUUUUUUGUAAAGGAAGUCAUUGUUAAUAUUUGUGAAGCAUGUUACAUCUCUGAUCAUAUGUCCAAUUUCCUUACAUGGCUUGGAUACCUCAAUUCCCUAAUCAACCCCCUCAUUUAUACAAUUUUUAAUGAAGACUUUAAAAAAGCAUUCCAGAAACUCAUGCGAUGCAGGCAUUAUCUUUAAGAAAAGACUAGAAAUGUUUUAUGCUUGUCAAAAAAUUUACUGUAUCAGUGUGUAUUGAUCAGCUGAUUAUUUUAGCUACUUACUAAGAAAUAAUUUGUACCUAUAGUGCCCAAUGAGAUAAACAUGUUAUGACCCAAAAUACAGUUACAAAUACAGAUUUUUUUUUUCUUUGUUGAAAUGAUGGUGGUACGCCAUAAUAAGUCAUUGGAUAUGUUAUCAUUUUAUAAAUAAACAACUUUAUUCUGCAAUGGUAACCACCAUAUGUAACCAGGAAUGAAUUUGUGUAAAGCCUUGAUGUAAUUAGUUUGAUUUUAAUAUUAUUAUUAAUGUUUUUAAUAUUACUGUUAGUAGAAAUAAUAACAGAAUCAACAAUAGUCUGCCUCAAAUAUAAUCAACAUUUUAGAAACAAUGUGUGCAUACAAAAUACAUAGUCCUAAUAUAACUUUUGAAAAAUGUUGUCCUAUUACAAUAGCCAAUUUCUAAUCCAUGUUCUGAAUUUUGCUUCCACUUCUAUUACAUUUACAUUU
Messenger RNA from Xenopus laevis (African clawed frog), 1643 nucleotides. RefSeq names its product 5-hydroxytryptamine (serotonin) receptor 1F, G protein-coupled L homeolog (gene htr1f.L). Gene Ontology annotation, cellular component: membrane; synapse; plasma membrane. Gene Ontology annotation, molecular function: G protein-coupled serotonin receptor activity; G protein-coupled receptor activity. NCBI's taxonomy places the organism in Eukaryota, Metazoa, Chordata, Amphibia, Anura, Pipidae. The transcript has a single exon. The record is from RefSeq and is a predicted model, not a curated record. The coding region runs from base 34 to 1116 and encodes 360 amino acids. Gene Ontology annotation, biological process: adenylate cyclase-activating adrenergic receptor signaling pathway; G protein-coupled receptor signaling pathway; signal transduction.